ACGGACACCGCUUUUUACAACGUGACUUUGUGAUAAGACAUCUUGCUAGGACUGCGGGCUGUCGGCCAAUUACCAAUUCGCGAUAAAAUGGAGAACACCCCGUCCCUUAAGUUUCCAAAGUUGACAGCUGCUGCAACAAUUCUGCCUGGGAUAAUUGGCCCUGCACCAAAGGCGGGCACUCAAGGAGCGCAGGCGCAGCCUGCCCAGCACAGCGAUUUUCGGGCAGUCUGCGCCGACGACUCAAAGCCAAUACUGAGCGACCUUGGUUCGAGUGGCUACUGCACUCGCGUAGUGUUAUUGCCGCCGGGCACGCGCUGGGGACUCUGAAGGACGUGGAGGCCAUGACGGUGGACCUCCGAUUUUCGUCUGCAAGGCGUCUGCAAUAGACGCGGGCUAGAGCUACGGGCUAUAAUGCAGCUGCUACGACGGCCUGCACAUCCGGCAAGACUGCUUGAUGAGGCGCAAGGGCCGCCUGGCGCUCGGGCUACAAGGCGCCGUGCGGUGGCUGCCGGGGCUGCAACUGGGAGUAAAAGGAGGAGAGGCCCCGGUGAAGCCCUCGCUUAAGUUUCAGCAAGUCUUCGGCAAGUCGAGAAGGUUGCAAAGAUGUGCCACAGUGCGCGGCGUGUGCGUGUUUUGCUUUCUUGUGAGCUUUGGGCUGUUGUGCCCGCACGAACCGGGGGACUUGCCGGCUCAGAACGAUCGGCUUGUGUAAAUGGACAACGUGGUGAUUCUUAAGUGUUUUCACGAUAGCGCGCUGAAAGAUUGCGCCUUCGUGCGCGUGUCUCUGGGCAGCGCCGUGUGAACUUGUUCUAGGUAGGCCCAAGUGCACUGCUCGGUGACCACGGUAACAUGCAAGCCCAGGUCAGGGCUGUGUAGGAAAGCGCCUGUGUACGGCAGGGAUUAGAAACAGCGUCAUCCCGCAGCACUUGGAGGCAGGCAAGAGGUCCCAAGGCGGUAGCCUGUGCAGGGCUGGGUGUUGGGCUGUGUUGGAAGGCCGGCACCGUGGGUAUGGCUGGGGGUGGAACAUAGUGAGAGCACCGCGCAGGCACCCAUGAGCAGAAGGGCAGUAGUAAGGGUAGUAGAUGGCAAUUGAAUGGACUUUUGCAGGCAGCCCAGUACAUGCAUGCAUACUGUGCGCCGCUUCGGAUUGUUCAAGUGACCUGGCCAUGGAAGUGGUUUUAGCUGAGCGUGGCGGAAGCCUGCACAGUCACACGUUGCCAGGGGCUCUGGGGGGCCUCAUGGUGGUGUGCGCCAUGUGGUGUUCGAGGGCGUGGCUGGCAUGCGCUAGGAGACAGGGGAGGAGGCAGUGGCAGCCUGCAGCUUGAGGCGGUCUGCGCCUGCGGCCGACAGGAGCUUGUGGGGGUAUGUCUGGUUCCCAGGGCUGUGGUUGCCACGGGGGUUGACUUCAUGGGUGUGGGAGCUUUAAGACGGCAUUGGAUUUGCAAACGCGUGCCAGCGUGGAUCGGGGGUGUGCGGGUGGCAGGCAACGUGCGGUGAUCCGGGAAAGGACCUGCACGGUGUCGAAACACACGCAGCUGAGCCGCGAAUCUGCGCGCUGUCCUGUAAACGACUUCUUUU
Molecule: messenger RNA, 1578 nt
Organism: Chlamydomonas reinhardtii
Lineage: Eukaryota; Viridiplantae; Chlorophyta; Chlorophyceae; Chlamydomonadales; Chlamydomonadaceae
Exons: 1
Coding region: 88-327 (79 amino acids)
Source: RefSeq, a predicted model, not a curated record